Messenger RNA from Penicillium concentricum, 228 nucleotides. RefSeq lists its product as uncharacterized. The record is from RefSeq and is a predicted model, not a curated record. Bases 1 to 228 code for a protein of 75 amino acids. NCBI's taxonomy places the organism in Eukaryota, Fungi, Ascomycota, Eurotiomycetes, Eurotiales, Aspergillaceae. The transcript has a single exon.
AUGGCUCAACGGGAAGACAAGAGGGAUGAAUUGAUACACCCGGAAGUCUUGCCUGUCGCACAGAACGCGAGAAUGUCCCAAUUUCUCACACCAAAUCUCGCGCUGAUGGCAGACUCGACGAUUCUGAAACGAUCUCUGAGUUUGAAUACUGUUAUUUUGACAACCUCAUCCUUCAGCAUCCGCUUUCAAAAUGCGCGCUCUCGACCCCACUUGGAACAACUCAAUUAA